Molecule: messenger RNA, 2933 nt
Organism: Habropoda laboriosa
Lineage: Eukaryota; Metazoa; Arthropoda; Insecta; Hymenoptera; Apidae
Product: thioredoxin domain-containing protein 11
Exons: 10
Coding region: 210-2933 (907 amino acids)
Source: RefSeq, a predicted model, not a curated record
CGUGUAUACGAUAUGUUGACAAGCAGUCAGCUGUUUCCGGUCUAUAAAAAUACAGAUGGCUCAAUAGAGAUCCUCGAAAAACCCGGCUAAUUAUUUCUAAUUAAAUAAGCAGCAGUUGGACUGGCAGCACCGGAGUAAACAACGAGUGUGUGAUGAGGCUCUAACACACGGUAUUUUCUACCCUUAAUUUCCUUUUAGUUUAACGGAUAAUGUUGAAGGAAGAGGUUGAAGUAAGCACGCCGAGAAAUGGUGAUAACUCGCACACGAUUACACCGGACUCAGGAAGUAACGACGUGGCCAAAGAGUCGCAACAGAAACUCGAGAUAGAAGAGAAAUUGGCCAACAAGAUGUUUUCGUACGCUAGAAAAAUCAUUCGAUUUUUCCUUGCAAUCAUCUUUACUGCUCUAGCAGCCCUUCAUAGUUCAUCACCUAAAGUGUCAAAACCACCAUUAGCUAAACCAUUUUUCAAUCAAAGCUCAAUCGUCUUAGAUUUUUAUAAAGGACAUUUGGAUGCUAUGAUGGAAAGAGUUAUAGAAGCAGAUUUUAGUUUUAUUAUGUAUUAUGCUCCAUGGGAUGCAGAAAGUCAAGCAGUGCGUCAAGAAUUUGAAAAAGUUGCUCAAUAUUAUCAUUCACAGGUUUUUUUUGCUGCCAUCAAUUGUUGGCAUCCAAGCUCAGAAUGUAGAAUUCAAUUUAAUAAAAUACAAAGUUAUCCAAUAUUAAUUCUUUAUCCUUCAACGGAUUCUGGCAUUGAAUACAGGGGUAUACAUACAUGGCCAUACAUGAUAAGAUUUCUUAAUGCAGUUAUGAAUCCAAUUAUUAGAAUAACACAUAAAGAUCAAUUAACAGACUUGCUUGUGAACUAUGAUGCUGUGGUUAUAGGUUAUUUUAAUUUCACCCGGUUAGAUAAAACUCCUGGUUACAAAGAGUUUUAUAAGGCUUCUAUAAGAGCAUUAGAAGAGGAUCCCAAUAGGGAAGUGGUUUUUGCCAUUGUCACUAGUGCAUUAUCUAGUGAAACAGACUAUAAUAUUUAUAAACUUCCAUCUGCAAAUUUACACAUGUGGAGUGAAUCUUUAAGGUAUCCAGAAGACUCUGAAUGGACUUCCGAAAACAUAUUAAAUUGGGUUAGCAGCUCCAUUCAUCAACCAGUUCUAUGGCUGCAGCCUCCUGGAGUGAAAGCAUUAACAUUAGCACCAUAUUUGAAGGAAGGGCCUGUACUUUUUCUCUUCACACCGCGUAAUCCUUUGCAUCCCGAAAAUUACAAUUACAAUCUGAUCAGAGAAGUUGGACUGCAGUAUUAUAAUUGUGCAGAUAAUGUUUUACCUAAAGAAAUAGUUGAACGUCUCAGCUUUAAGCGUCGUACAGCUAUUGCGAAGCAUUCAGAACAAAAUAAGUUGUGUACAAAAAUCUUAAAAGAGAAUAAAAAUCAAACUCAAGAAUCGAAAGUCAGUGUCUCGAUUCAGAGGUGGAUUAAUAAUAGUUGCUGUGCUAAUGUUGUAAUGAAUAAAUGUUCUCUGUGUAAGAAGAACAUAUUAAACAAUGCAAAAAGAGAAACGUCCAUUUGUAAGCUUAGCUCUAAUAAAAUUGAUCACGUCUGCAAAAGUGCAGAUAUUUUUAAAAUUUCUAAUAUGGAAAAUCAGCAAGAGAAAUAUGAAGUCUGCUGUAAUCAAGAUAAAUAUCAAAAUGGAUUUAAGUCUAUAAGCCAAAAGUACAAAACACCGUUAUUUACUGCAAACUACGAAGACACGCAAUCUGCAGAUGCAAUAAAACAGGCACACUUAAGAUCAGACUGUAAAAGAUGGAUAACUGGAAACAGAUAUCAUCUGCCUAUAUUUCCUCGAGAUAAUAUUGAACAUCCGAAUAUAAAUUUAACCGAGUCGGUGUGCAAAAUUAAUAAAACAUUAACACUAAUAGCAAUCGAUAGUUUGCAUUACUUCUACUUCGCGGAAGGUCUUGGUAUAGAUCUUUUAAAGAAGAAAGAUAAGACUGCUGUUGUUAUAUUAAAUGUUGCUCACGAGAGUCAAUACGUUAUGCAGGAAGAUUUUAAUCGAUAUACACUUAUACAAUUUAUAAAUAAUUAUACACAAGGUUUUUUACAACGUACGUUACGUUCUAAUAAUUCGAGGCGUUUUGUGCAAAAGUUUAAGAAUAAAAUUAAUUGUAAAACGAAAAAUGUACAAAGCGUAUGCAUACCAGAGUUAACAACUGAAACAUUCUUAGAUACUAUAUUGGAUCCAACGAAGGAUGUGGUAGUAAUGUACCACUCUCCUUAUUGUGCAUUUUGUAGCGCGAUAUUUUAUGUAUACUUAACAGUAGCUCAUUAUUUGCGCGAAAUGGAUCAUCUUUUAUUCGUAAGAGUAGACGGUGAUAACAAUGAUUUACCGUGGGAAUACAAUAUGAAUCGAUUCCCAUCUAUUCUCUUUUUCCCUGCCAAAAGAAAAGAGGAUAGCACGGUGUAUCCGUUUUUUCUGCCAGUCACAAUACCGAAUCUUGUUAAUUUCAUCUUGGCGAAUUUGGAUGGAGAUUCACAUGUUGAGGCGCUUGUAAAUAUUUGUCAAUCUGGAGCUGGUGAAGAUCCAGAUGCGUGUAUUGCUCGAACUCGUUGGCUGUGUCUAGAUAUCAUUCAACAACUACUUCGAGAUUAUCGAAAAAUAUUAAGGCAUAUUAGUCGACUAGGAAGGAUAAGUGCCAGGAAUAAAAGAAAAAUCAUUUUAUUAAAGUUGGCACACAUCAAGGACAUACAUUUAAUAUUAGGUUCCACUAUUGAUCUCAGAGAGGAUCAACACAAAGUAAAACUUAUCAGAAAAAAAUAUAGGAAAUAUUAUAAGAGUAUUAGAUCACUCGAGUUAGGUAACAAAAUAAAUAGCACUAAAAUGAACGAUCCUCUUCAAGAACAAAAUGUUACUAAAAAAAAAAUGAUUAAAAGCGAAUUGUGA